UUAACGAAGCCCUAAACAUAUAUACAUUGAGUAUCCCACGCCGGGAUAGUUUUUAUUUCAUAUACUUGUUUGCUUAACACACAAGUAAAGGAAAAGCGCAGAGACUUGGCAAGUGCAAGGGUUUUAACAAAUGGUGAGAAGCUUCUUUGAAGCCUGAAAUAAUUCUCCUAUACAGGAGAAUUGCAGGGUGUAUACAGGGUUUUUUCGGGUGAUUUCGUGCCCGUUUCAGCUUUCAACGAUUUCAUUUGAAGAGUAGAAUUUGAAUUUCGGGUGCUUGCUUUCUCAAUCAAUCUUACAUAUCUUUAAUCUAAGAAGAUGGAAGCUGAAGGUUUAGGAGAUGGGUGGUACUUUACAAGGGAGGAGAUUGAUGAAUUUUCUCCUUCGAGAAAACAUGGCAUUGAUGCAAAGAAGGAAAGUAACUUGCGGAAAUCCUACUGCAGUUUUAUUAAAGAUGUUGGUGUUGGGCUCUCUCUGCCUCAAGUUGCUAUUGCAUCAGCUAUUGUGUUUUGUCACCGAUUUUACUUGCGGCAUUCACAUCAUGACCAUGAUAGAUAUACAAUUGCCACUGCGUGUGUAUUCCUUGCUGGUAAGGUGGAGGAGACUCCUAAAACCAUUCUGAAGGUGACAGUACUGGCAUAUGAAAUUCGACACAAGAGGGACCCAGCUGCUUCUGAGCGCAUCAAGCAAAAGGAAUGUUAUGAAAAGCAGAAAGAAUUGGUGAUAAUGGCAGAGCGUGUUGUCCUUGCUACACUGGGUUUUGAUCUAAAUAUACAACAUCCAUAUAAGCAUCUUGUAACAGCUAUCAAGAUAUUUAAAGUGGCCCAAAAUUCAUUAGCACAAGUAGCUUGGAAUUUUGUUAACGAUGGACUGAUUACAACUCUGUGCCUCCAGUUCAAGCCCCAGCAUAUUGCUGCUGGUGCCAUUUUUCUUGCUGCCAAGUUUCUGAGAGUUAAACUGCCAUCAGAUAGAGAGAGGCCUUGGUGGCAGGAGUUUGACGUGACUCCUCGCCAGCUUGAAGAUGUUAGCAAUCAAAUGCUGGAGCUUUAUGAACAAAGCAAAACAAUGACAGCAUCGGCUUCAAAUGACAUCAGCCCUUCUCAAGGUCAAGCAUCAAAUUCUCCUUGCAAUACUGACCCAUGUAAUAUGAAAACUGAAAGUGAUGCCAUGAUUGCAAAUGAGAAUCAAGGUUCCACAUAUCCAAAGUCAGUGCCUAAUGUGAUUGCACCUGAAACUAAGAAGGAACGUGAAUAUUUGGUGUCAAAAUCUAUAGCAGUUGAUUCCGAGGAAACAAUGAGGGGUAAGCAUCUCCAGAUGCACCCAUCUGUUAGGAUUGCGGCAACAUCAUUGGGUGACAUUGGGAAAAAGGGCAACACUGAUUUACUUAAUGUAAAAUGUAUUAAUAGUGUUGAGGGACCUAGUUUUGUCGAAGAAAGAAAGAGGAAGAGGUCUCGGUGGGAUGACUCUUCAGAUAAGGAUUGUAAUAGGCCCUAUGGACAUGUGUAUGGAAGUUCAUGUAUAGCAUCUGAUAUGGAUGCUGCAGUUGGUGACCUUUCAGUAGUUACUUCUGUUGAUGAUCAAGUACAGCUUAUGAGCAAAAGCAUGGUGCCAAUUGAGCAAAAGAUAAAUACUGCACGGUGGGGACAAAGAAUAUGAUUAAUGGUCUAUUAUAGCUGUCCAGGACAUCUGAAGCAUAUGGCAAUGCUAAUCAGUGUAUCCUGCAGGAGAAGCAAAUAGACAAAUGCAAAUCACUAUUGCAGUCCUUGGGAGAAAUUGUCUACUGAGCCUGUGUAAAACCUCUAUAAAUGCAAGAUGGGUGGGAGAGCCACUGGCUAUGUAUUUUAUUCAGGACCUGAAAAUAGUUGAGAGUAUAAUAUGAUAACUGUACUUAUUAAAUCGAGCAUAUUUCAAAUGAAACUGCUUGAUUUUUCUUGUAAGUGUAAAAUAGGGUCAAUCAGAAAGGUGCUUCAAACAUAGGCAAAAAAAAGAUGCCAUUUGUAUUGGGAAUUGGAGUAUAUUACUUUCUUGGUAUUCAUUGGUAUUCAUUGAGAAUUAGAGUA
Molecule: messenger RNA, 2057 nt
Organism: Cryptomeria japonica (Japanese cedar)
Lineage: Eukaryota; Viridiplantae; Streptophyta; Pinopsida; Cupressales; Cupressaceae
Product: cyclin-T1-4
Exons: 8
Coding region: 316-1653 (445 amino acids)
Biological process (GO): regulation of transcription by RNA polymerase II; positive regulation of DNA-templated transcription, elongation
Cellular component (GO): cyclin/CDK positive transcription elongation factor complex; nucleus
Molecular function (GO): cyclin-dependent protein serine/threonine kinase activator activity
Source: RefSeq, a predicted model, not a curated record